UCCCAAAUCCCAAAGCAGAUAGAAUUCAGUGUGGAUUAUCCCUGAAACCGAUCAGCUGGGAAAGGAGAGACAGUAGGAAACGCGCAUCUCUGUACUUUACUAUACUAUGCAGUAUAUGUUAUAGGCUUAAAGUUCGCUACUACGAUUUUAAUCAAUUUCAGAAAUAGAUUAAUCGACCUGAUUCACAUCGGAAUCAAGUAAAAAAAAUACUUCCGUUCGCUUCUGAAUUAAAUAGCAUUAAUAAGAAGCAGUGAUAAGGAACGGGGGGAAGUUUCAGGAAAAAAAAUAAUCUUUUUUUCAUUCACCAAGUGGGCAGCAAUAUCAGCUACUGCUUUAAAUCAAUCACAAUUCGGCAGAUUCUCCAGGAAAACCGGACUCGACACACCGAGGAUCAUGUUUGCGUUUUGGACCGUCCUCUCCGUGUGCCUGCUGGAAGGAGGACGCGCUGCAUACUUCUCGCAGGAGCCUCAGGACCAGGUGGUGGUGAGCGGUCAGUCUGUGACACUGCCCUGCGUCAUCGUGGGAUACCGCGGCAUGGUGCAGUGGACCAAGGAUGGGCUGGCGCUGGGAGGAGAGAGGGACCUGCCAGGCUGGACCCGGUACUCCAUCAUGGGGGAGCCCAUGUCAGAUGAACACAGUCUGCUCAUUGACUCUGCUGAGCUGGCGGAUGACGCUGUGUACGAGUGCCAGGCCACUCAGGCAGCCCUGCGCUCCCACAGAGCCAGGCUCACUGUGCUGGUGCCCCCCGAGAACCCCACGGUGGACGACGGGCCGGUGGUGAGGCUGAAAGCACACGCGCCCUACAACCUGACCUGCAGAGCCUCCGGGGCAAAGCCGGCCGCGGAGAUCACGUGGUACCGGGAGGGGGAGCUGCAGGAGGCGGUGGUCUACUCCAAGAGUCUGAUGGAAGAUGGCAAGCGGGAGCUGUCGUCCAGCAUGCUCCUGAUCACUCCCGAGGAUCAGGACACCGGCCGAGCGUUCACCUGCCACGUCAGCAACCCCGCCGCCCCUGCCGGCAAGCAGACCUCCGUCACGCUCAACGUGCAGCACCCCCCGACCGUCACUCUCUCCGUUGAGCCGCAAACCGUCCUGGAAGGAGCCAAGGUUCUCUUCGUCUGCUUUGCUUCGGCCAACCCGGAGAUCACCGGCUACAGGUGGGCAAAAGGCGGCGUGCCCAUCUCCGAGGCCAAUGGAGACAGCCUGGAGGCCACGGUCGACCACACCUACUUCACGGACCCCGUGUCCUGCGAGGUGUCCAACUCCGCGGGCAGCACCAACGUCAGCACCCUGGUGGAUGUGCAGUUUGGUCCGAAGCUGAUGUCUGAACCCAAGCCCCAGUCUGUGGAUGUCGGAAUGGACACUGCCUUUACCUGCUCCUGGACAGGGAACCCACCUUUGACCUUAGCCUGGACCAAAGUGGGCUCGAGCGUGGUCCUCAGUAAUGGGAACACUCUGCAGCUGAAGGCGGUCACUCAGGAGGAUGCUGGGAGCUACACCUGCAAAGCCAUCGUGCCACGCAUCGGAGUGGCUGAGCAGGAGGUCACCCUCACAGUGAACGGCCCCCCACUGAUCACAGCAGAGCCCACUCAGCACGCAGCCAAGGGAGGCAAUGGGAAGCUUGAGUGUUUCAUUGACAGCACACCCCUGCCAGACAAGAUUGUCUGGUCGUUCGGUGAGACCACCUUGUCAGGAGGCAGCUCAGGACGCUUCACGGUCACCACCGCCUCGGUGGCCGGGGGAGUGAUGUCAUCACUGGUCAUCACAGAGACGACGGCGCAUGACUUCAGCGUUCGCUACAACUGCAGUGCGUGGAACCGCUUCGGAGAGGGAGUGGCACUGCUCACACUCCAGGAGCAAGAAGUGCUCCCCCUAAUGAUCAUAGUGGGCGCUGCAGCUGGGGGCGGAGCCGUUCUCCUGACCUGCAUCAUCGUCAUCAUCCUGCUGUGCUGCAGGAACUCUGGGAAAGCCAAGAAGAGCACGCGCCUCUCCAAGAGUGACAUCCGAGUGCAGAUCGUGCACAGCGACCACAACGUGGCCCGGACCAAUGAGGACGAAGAGGAGGACGUGAAGGAGCCAAUGGCUCCGAACAGCGAAUCUCCAGGAACUUCCAGGACAGAGCACAGUGACCUGCUGGAGGAAGAGGAGGACGAGCGGGCAGAGCUGAAGGAUCCCACCAAUGGCUACUACAACGUGCGCACCCACGAGGACCUCCACAUCCGCAGCAGCUUUUCCGACUACGUCCCGAACCCCCGUCCCAUCUACACCCCCUCCUCCCAGCUGCCCCACAGCCCCCUGUACAGCCAGCAGCCCAGCCAGCCUCGCAUCUACGACUACAGGCACCGCUACGGGACCGCCACCGGGGGGCGCACCGCCUACGAGCAGCAGCAGUACCCCCGAGAGCCCGUGUACGGAGGCUCUGCCUAUCUUCCGGCACCCUGCGGGCGAGCUUUCACCAGCUACGUGAAGCCAGCCACCUACGAGAAGGUGGACUCUUACGACCCCUCUGACCAGGCCAGCAAAGUGUCGAGCUCGUCGCGCUUUUCCUACGCAUCCUCGCAGGUUUCUUCACAGCAGUCAGACUUCGGGCGGCCCACGCAGCAGCGCAUGCAGACGCACGUGUGACGCGGCGCGCUGGGGAUCGGACACGCGGCCGCAAAAUAACCUCCGGCUUUUGAACCGAAGCGAGACGCACUCCCCUAGAAAAUCAAGCAAGAACAAUCACGCUUUCGUCGCUGGAAGUUUCCCGAGUGACUAAGUUAUUGUACCGAAGACAUUGAGACAGUGUUUUUUCUUUUUUAAAUUCCUUCACGCAAGGUGCGUGGAACUGUGUCAAAACAACAACCUCACAUUGACGUGUGUUUUAUUAUCCACCUCAAGUCCUUGAAGAUGUUUGAACAGGGUGUCUUUCAGGGACUGGUUUGGUUACUGAAAAGUAUACUUUGGAUGGACCAGUGCCGGUAACUGGGACUACACCUCCUAGGGUCACUUGAGAGGACAAUGUAAUUUAUGUGGGCUUCUUGUCCCGGUGGUUAUGGCCACCAAGGAGUCUAAAGACAGUGUGUAUACUGAAGGAGACGCAUCCUAAAGCUUUAUUCGAGACACUGCUUUUACCUGUUAGUCCAACUGGUCAAAAACUCAACAGAAGGAAAAGAUGCUGGAUUUCAUCACAGCUCUGAUCCUUACCUCUUCCUUCCGUUCCUUUAUGAAGCUCAUUCUAUAGGCAGGUUCCAGUAAGGGGGUGCCAGUACAGUAUACCCAGGAGGGGAAACGUAGAUCUUUCAGGGAUCUCCAAGCUCUCUCUGUGUGGAAGGGAAGCACGUGGGUGAACAAUGAUAUCCGACUGCUGCAAUGCACAAGAAACCGCAGUCAUGCUAAUACCCAAGAGAACUCGUAGCGUUUUAUAAAUCUAAUCGCUCCGUACAGCUCUGAGCGACAGCUCAAUAAGAGGCGGAUGAACGGGCGCUGGCUGAACAGGAGACAUGACUGGGACUCCUGAAGUCUCCCAGUUAACUGUUUGUUCAGCGAAUGUUCAUUUUGAUUAAUGCCAGGAACGAAUGGGCUGCUUUUGAUGUAGCUUUGUGUCAGCAUUGUUUUCACAAGACCAGUAUUUCUAAUAGAAAAUGUGGGACUGAUGUGUGUUUUUUGGAAUCCUGUACGACAAAGCCAGCCACGGCCAGGCUGACGUAAAGACAGUAAAAGAUAUUUAAGUUUGAUGUUUCUAUCUCCAUGACUUUAGGAACUUUGUAAGUGUAAAAACAAUGAUCUGUACAUGCGUGUCUUAUUUUAAUUUAAUAUUUCAUAUAACCCUUAAAUGUACAUCGCUAGCUGCUCCAAUGUAAAAUAUCUUUAUAAAAUAAAUGACAAAAGGAAAUUGGGAUUUGGGUGCAAACCAAUCCAACUUUUUAUAUGAAUUAAGAACUUUAUUUGCAAAACUAUUGUUGCAUGUAACUUUGUACACAUACAGUAUUUAUAUUUAAAUAAAACAUUUGCGAUAAAA
This is a messenger RNA of Acipenser ruthenus (sterlet), 3997 nucleotides long. Its product is annotated as kin of IRRE-like protein 1. The transcript is spliced from 15 exons. Gene Ontology annotation, molecular function: cell adhesion molecule binding. Gene Ontology annotation, biological process: cell-cell adhesion. Lineage: Eukaryota; Metazoa; Chordata; Actinopteri; Acipenseriformes; Acipenseridae. Gene Ontology annotation, cellular component: cell-cell junction. The record is from RefSeq and is a predicted model, not a curated record. Bases 394 to 2622 code for a protein of 742 amino acids.